Molecule: messenger RNA, 1630 nt
Organism: Vitrella brassicaformis
Lineage: Eukaryota; Vitrellaceae
Source: the annotation of a GenBank genome assembly
AUGAAUGGACACGACUUUCAGCUCACAAAAGAUGGCAACGGACUGAUGUUCACGUAAGUAUCGCCUUUAGUUUCUGUCCUGGCCUCGCCGUUGCAUCGCCAGAAGUAUUUGCCACAGUGAUAUUUCGUGUCCUUGCAUCAGCUAUGAUGUCCACAUAUUGAAGGUUGAUGAUUUCCAUUUGGGUGUCAAAGGAGAGAAGGGCGUGAUCGGCACUGCAGUCCAGGAAAUUACCCCAACAGGAGAAGUUGUGUUCGAAUGGAGAUCAUGGGACCACCUGCCGCUCAGUCUUUGGGAGAGUGAAGGGCGCCAUCCCGAAAUCUGGGACCUGUUGCACUCAAAUGCGAUUGUAGAAGCUCACAAUGGCCAUAUCCUGCUAUCGUAAGCUCUGUCUCGUUGAAGAAUGAAUAAGCAUGAUAGCUAUCUUUUCAGGAUGAGGAAAAUGUCGCAGAUUGCAAAAAUCGACAGGUUCGAGAAAGGGUCAGACGCAAGCCGUUCAAGAAGUGCAUGUUGACGUGCAGAGAUUCUGGUGAGGUCUUGUGGCGCCUCGGCGGGAAGGGAGGCAACUUCAGGUGAGCUCGAAUGUUCAGGGAAUGAAGUGCUCGUCUAGGAGCACAUGUGUGUGUUUCAGAAUCCUGAACGAUACGAGAGGCUAUUUCAUCGGGCAACAUGAUGUGAGAGACCUCGGCAAACCAGAGGGCAAACAGCAAAUCAGCAUCUUUGACAACGGGGUUAUCGCGGCAGACGGAAAAGCAAGGAGAGGAUCACGAGGCGCUGAGUAUGACUUGCAUUUCGAUAGCCAUGGUCGUCCAUUGAAUGCCCGGCUGGUGAAUUCAUACGAUACAGGCAUCCUCGCAUACGCGAAAGGCAGCUACAGGCGAAUGCCCAAUGGCAACGGUGUGUAUUGUUUGGGGGUGGGUGUGAAGCAGCCGAGGGUAUGGACUGCCAAUCCUUUCUACAUCGAGAAGGAUUCCUCAGGCCGCGAAUUGGUUAGAAUGGAAUGGGAUCUGCACGUGUACCGCCACUUUCUAGAAAUCUAUCGAGCGAUCAAGGCUCCUUGGAUCGGGACCCCUGCGUGGCCGCCGACAGCUCUCUUGGAUGACAAUAACAAAGCGAAGACCCUUCGGCUUCAUUUCUCUUGGAAUGGAGCUACCAGGUUGCAAAGAUGGCGGAUUGUCACAGGUGAUAGCGCGAAAGAGCCUUUGACAUUUGUGUAUGCGGAGGUCGAGAAAAGGCAGUUCAAGCACUGGGUGAAUAUACAGGAGGGAAUGGAGAAAUGCCGGUACUUCCAGGCCAUCGCUCUUGAUGAUGAGGGAGAGGAAUUGAGCCGAUCGCCUGUAGUUAAGACAACGCCAUGUAUGUAAUUGGGCUUUAGGAGACAGGCACCUGGAUGCCUCAACACAGUUGGAAGACUCGAUUCGAGGGUAUAUGGAGUGAUGAUAUCCUCUGAGCCUGAAGGAAAGAUUGUGUGUGCGUGGUCGGUGGUGUCACUGGAAGAUACGCCAGGUGGGCGCGGAUGAUGGUGCUGGCAUGUUUGUCGCGUGAUUGACAGUCGGUCGAUUCUCACAAAUCAUUUCAUGAGACAUCGUCGGACUCUGGCUGCCGUUGCCCUCUGUGUCAAUGCAUCUUCCCC